AUGGUAUUUAUGUUUCUUCAAACUACAUCGGGUAUUAAAUAUUGGAAUUUCUUUAUUGAUUCAAUGCGUUUACUUCAAUUACGAUAUUCAUCUCGAUCAAAUCGUAUUGAUAUUUCAUAUUUGAAUUUUAUCUAUAAAUAUUAUUCUCAACAUCAUGAAUUUCGUUCGAUUACUAUUGAUUGUGGUGAUACUCGAAUGCCUGAUUCGAAUACGCCAGAUUCAAUAUGGUUUCAAAUGGCAAUAAAUGCAAUGCAUCAAUUACGUAUAUAUUGGUUACCUCGAUAUCUUAGUCAAUUACCUUUAUCAUCUCAAUUGAAGAAAAAACCUUCAACAAACGAAUCAAAUUCAAAACCAUUUGAUAAUAUUAUUAACACAUCAUCAGAAAAUGUUAUUGUAACAUCCGUCAAUCAUCGAUCACAGACUAAUUCAAUAAUAAACAAAGAACCUAAUUUAGUUAAGUUUACUCUGGAUAAUAUCUCUUAUCUUGAUUACAAUCCUCGACAAUAUAUACACAUUCAAUCAUCUGAACAAGAUGAUUUUCAACAAGAUUUUGAAGAAUUAAAUCAAUCAAAUCAUAAUAAUCAAACAGAUGCAAAUAUUAAAUUAAAAUUUGAAGUUCCAUCAUAUGCAUUAUCAGAUCGUUCAAUUGAAGAUUAUGCUACAGAUGCUAAUAUCGAAUUAUUUUAUCGUAUACUUGUAUCAGAUUCAUUAGCUGGAUCACCAUUUCUUGAAUAUAUGUCUGAAACAAUACCUAAAACUGAUAUAAUUUCACUUCAAACUUGUAUGCAUUGCAUUACUGAUGCUGAAGUUUUAUUAUCCAUCCCAACCGGAAAGUAUAAGGAAAGAAUUCUUAAACAAUUUAUUUCGCGGUAUUUUGAAGUAACAACUGCUGAAGUAUUACCUAGUCAGAUUUUUGAUAAUAUUGAAGAACAAAGGAAUGAAUUAAUUAAAGAAUUAAUAAGACAAAAUAAUAAUCAAUAUUUUCUUCUUUGGAAAAUUUUAUUAAAAAUUACAAAAGGCAAAAUUUUAAAUAUAAAUCUUAUCAUUGAUGAUCUUCAUCAUAUUUUACCUUUAGUCAAUUUUGACACAUUACUAAUAAAUCAACAAAAUACUAAAGAAACUGAUUUAAAACAAACAUAUUCUAAUGAAACAGAAAUUUUCUCAAGAAAAUAUUUAAUCACUUGCAAUGAACAACAAAAUGAUCUUUUAAAGUCUUUGAUUAAAAAUCAAUUUUAUACAACAGAAAAACAAAUUAAUACCGAUGAACAAUGUGAAUUUCAAACAGGUGAACGAUUUCGUCCAUUAACUAAUAAUGAACUUGAACAAGAAUUACGUCGAUUAUAUACAAAAUUCGAAGAAAAAACUAUCGAAACUAUUCUUGGAAAAUCAUUCGAUGCUUCAAUAAUACCUCAUCAAACAAAUAUUUCAACAUUUAUUGGUAAUCGAUUAUCACAUAGUAAAACAAAUCAAACAUUAAUAUCAAAUGAAUAUUCAAAAUUGGAUACAAUUGAAACAUUUACACUUGAUAUAAUAAAUUCAGCUCGAGAUAUAUUUGAAAUCGAUUGUUUUAUAUCAAAUAUAAUGAAUGAAAGUUUAAAUCUUAUUCAAACAAAUCCAUUAUUAAAAUCAAUAAAAAGUAAUUCAAGUUCAUCAUCAUCAUCAUCAUCAUCAUCAAUAUCUGAUGAUAUACUUAUGACAAAUUCUUCAUCAAUAAUAACCUAUCCAGAAAUCAUUACUAAUGAUAUAAAUACAAAUGCAUUUAUAUCUUUAAAUUCAUCUGAAAUAAAUUUUAUAACAUUAAAAAAAAUUCCUUCAUUAAUUGGUUCAUAUUUUAUUAAUUCACCAAUUAUAACUAAUGAUAAUUUUAUUUCUCAAAUUGAACAUACAUUUAUAAAUAAUUCUAUAGAUUCUCUUGAUAAUUUUCAAUUAUCUAAUAUAAUUAAAUUAAAUAAAUCAUCCAUGAUAAAUAUUAAACAUAUUGAUAAACAAGAAAAUUUUUUUCAUGAAACAAUUCAAAUUACACAUGAAGAUAAAUGUAAUGAAAUAAAAAAUUUUAUUAUUGAAAAAAAAUUUUCCUAUUUUCAAAAUAAUAAUGAACAAAAACAAUUAAUAAAAUUUAUUCAAAAUGAAAUAAAUAAUUAUCAAUGGCCAUUACAUGAAUAUAUUGGUAUACAAGGACAACGUUCAUGGCAUGCUUUAAAAUUAGCAAUUGAUAUUUCAAAUUUUGAUAAUGAAUUUAUAUUAAAUUAUCAUAAUGAUUUCGAUUGGAUUUCAAUUGAUAAUAAUUAUGGUUCAUUUAAUCAACGAACUUAUUUAAUCAUACGAAAUUUUCAACAACGUAUUGAAAAAAUAAAAUCUAUUCAAUCAUACAGAUAA
Messenger RNA from Rotaria sordida, 2376 nucleotides. NCBI's taxonomy places the organism in Eukaryota, Metazoa, Rotifera, Eurotatoria, Philodinida, Philodinidae. The record is from the annotation of a GenBank genome assembly.